GGGAAUAAAGCGGCCGAGGAUCACGGAGGAUGUCUCAUGGAAGUGGACAAGAUGGCCGAUCAGUCCUGGGAAUGUUGUCCGCGCAGGUGGAGCGAGACCCAAAGACCGGGGCCACCUGCGUGAGGUCUGUGGCCCCCGUGUCGGCGGCGGCGGCUGCGGCAGGUGUUUCCACGGCGACCACCGUCUACGACGACGGCAGGAAGUGCAUCCGUGCCGUCGGCGGCUCGGGGGGCCGGCCCUCGAGCUCGGAGCUCGGCCAGAUCCUCAGCGCCGCCGACGGGGUCGGGAUGAAAGCACUGCUGGACAACGUCCCGGGGACACCCAACGCCGCGGAGACGGAGACAGAGACGGAGGACGGAGACGCCGGCAGACGUCCACAUGGAAACGUCCUGUCUCUUUCUACCCAGCAUGCCACGGCAAAGGAAGACAGAUCGCAGGACGCAGGCAUGACGGCGGUGAGAGACAUCGCAGGACCAAUUGAUACCGUGGAGGAUCUGAGUUUGGACGCAGGCCCGGUGACUCUGGUGUUCCUGGGAUACGCCGACGGGGACAGAGAGGACGGCGGAGACGCCAGCGAAGGCAUGCUCACGGCGGAGCGAGUGAUCAUCACCGACGAAGGAGAAGAACACGUCGUAGGACCUGAGGACGGGAGGAAAGAGCCCCGAGUGUUUCAGGACGUCCCCCUGGACGGAGACGGGGCAGGGGUCAAAGUCCCGGGAAAAGCAAACGGAGACAACGCUAACAAACGCAAGACCUGCCGGUGCUGCUCCGUCAUGUGA
This is a messenger RNA of Etheostoma cragini (Arkansas darter), 779 nucleotides long. RefSeq lists its product as uncharacterized. Gene Ontology annotation, cellular component: membrane. NCBI's taxonomy places the organism in Eukaryota, Metazoa, Chordata, Actinopteri, Perciformes, Percidae. The transcript is spliced from 3 exons. Gene Ontology annotation, biological process: regulation of cell shape. The coding region runs from base 30 to 779 and encodes 249 amino acids. The record is from RefSeq and is a predicted model, not a curated record.